AUGGAAACAACGGAGAAUCUUAGCUUGCCUUUAUUCAAGACAUCUUCAGAGGCAACUGAUUACAGGUCACCCUGCAUAUUUGGGGUUUCCCUCUGUCCAUCACUAAUCUUACACUGUGUAUCGGCAGGUUCUGGGGCGGUGGGUCUGGCCCACUUUGACAAGUGUAGCCACGACGAAUGUCUGAGCGGCCUCCAUAUCUGCUCUCACGACGACGGCGUCCUCCACCUGCUCACCCGCAUCAAUGAGCUUUCUAUGGGCUACACCGAGGGCCGCCUCGAGCUCUGUGUCGUCGGCGGAUUCCAGGACGCCCGCGCCAUUUGUGAGAAGGUCACCCUCUCCCUCUUGAAUGCUAUGCACAAGAGUCCACCACAGAUCCAUUUGGUUCUGCUGUGUACUGGGGAGAUGAACACAACGCUGAGAGGCAACAUCUCCUGGCCACUUGUCAAGGGCAUUGGUGUGAGCACACAAACUGGCAAGAUCUUCCCUGCUACCUUCACUGACAAGGGACCCUACCUUGUCCUCCGUUCUACCAGGGUCUUCACUGGUGCACAACAGAUGGUUGACAUAUAUGACUGUGCUUUGGGAUUAUUACGGAUUGGACCUUUUAACUAUGAGCCUCAUGCUGGUGUGGAGCUACUCUUGCAACAGACAGAUGAUGUGAUACUCCAGUGUCUCUCUACAACCCCAGAAGUUGAGGGACCAAGCUGGGUCAAGAUGGUACGAGAAGUUCUAAAACACAUCAAAGAGCAUCCUUUCCCGGCUGUGACAAUAUUCCCAGACAACCGACCUCACUAUUUCCGACGAGAUAACUUGGGGGCUUGGACACCUGCUGAGCUCCCCAACAACAAUGAUUCCACUCCUGAUGCUAAUGUUCAGGCAGCUGUUCAAGCUGUUGCUGGAGCUGCAGUUGCAGCUACAGGAGCCUGGACACAAGCAGGUGGUGUCACAACAACAUCAGCACCUCCCACCUCAGGUGCUCUUUCUCCAGCCCCCUGGGGUACUUCUGUACCUCCCAGGUAUGGAUCUCUUCACUUGGACUGCCGCUUGAAGACCCACUUGGCUGUACCACCAGUUGUAAACCCAGGACAGCAUUAUGAUGAUCCUCUACUUAAUCCUGUUAAGGAUCGUUUCAUGCCAGCCUGGCAGGCCUCACAAUUGUGACCAUCCACUCUUAAUCUUCAAGACCCCUUCCUUCUGCCAGAGGGCAUGGGGGCAAGCUGAAUACCUGGCUGGGUGACGUGGCUCUGCGGCGGAGCACCGUUGCCACAUUCCUGCACCAGCCGCCAGAAUUCAUCGUGCCAAACUGCAGACCACCACCGCCAAUUACGUAUCACCUACAUACUAACUCUCACACUUGUUUCAUUUAAUUUUUUGACAUUCACAGAGAUUUGUGGUUAAUGCUAGGGAGGAUUAUUAUUGAUUAGUUAACAUUAUGUGAAUUGCACCAGAAGCUUAUCACUCCUAAUUUGAUUUGCCCUUUGUUGGUGCAUAAUAAAACACAUCAGGAAAUUUAAUUGCACUGUCGUUACAUAAUUUAAUAAGAAUCCUAGACAGUUAAUUAGCUCAGAGAUUAUUGUGCAUUGCAUGCUGUUAAACUGUUAUGGACAUGUGUGGGUGUGACUAAGUGUAGGUUGAGUGUGUUGGAGAGCAGGUGGAGGUCUUGCUGCAGCGUUGACUCGGGCUCUGGCCAUUAUUGCUAAGUGUCUCUCUCCUCCCUGGUGCAAUAUUUAUCCCGGGUCGGGGUAUUCAUCAGUAACUCUGUAAUAGUUUUGUAGUGACACUGUGUUUAUGCUUAGGAAUAAUAACUAAAUAGAUCAGAGGUAGGAAAGAAAGAUUACUUUUUUUUUUUUUUAGAAAUCAAAAUUUUUUUGAAAAGAAAUACCACCAUAUGAAAGCAAAUAUCUAAUAUAUUCCUCAACAGUGGUUGACAAAUUAAUAAAGCACAGGAUUAUUUACAGAGUGUUUUCUCCACAGAAUGUAGAAAUUCAUUCUCAUCAUUCGUUUUGGUAAAAUAAUUGAAAUAUUUUCAUUAUUAUUCCCCCCAAAAUUUUUCUUUUAAAAGUGAAAGGAAUUAAGAGUUAUAAAAUGCAUUGCUACUUGAUUAUUUCCAUUAUUUAACUAAUGCAGAAGUACAAAUGCUAAUAUUUCAGUUAUUUUACUGUGACUUUGACAUUCAUGAUAGGGUCAGCAUCUCAUAAUUAUGUUCAGUUUAUGCCUUUUAAUAAGGGUAGUUGUUUUGUUUGUGCAUAAAUAUUCCCUUUAGAAUAUUGUAUAUGAAUCUGUUUAGUGCACAUUGUUUACCCUUUGUAUAUGUAGAUGUUCUCAGCAGGACAUAAGGCUGUCUGUGAAUAUUUUUUGUAGUGAUAGAAGGUAUUUUCUAUGUGUUUCUCAUAAUAUAUAUGCUGGUAGAAUCUCUUGUGGUGAUCUGAUGUUGCACAUGAUGAAAAGGUUUGGGUCCUUCUAGAAUUGUUUAGAUUUUGUUUCUUGCCAGACUCAUAAUAAAACUGCUCCACAGAUAGCCAAACUUUGUGCCAAUAUAAUUUGUCUGGCCCCCUCCCCAAAAAUGAGGAAGAAAAUGAAGAUGAGUUUGCUACUGAAUCAUUCUUGCAGUCCAUUGUUACUCCAUCAUGUGACACUACACCUCCUUUAUUGCUAUACAAAUUGUGGGCUAUGAAAAUUAAACAUAUCAAAUAUUUAAUGUAUUCAUGUUUAACUGCUACUGUACUGUUCAUUAUUGAAAGUUUUGUGUAGUUUUUAAUCUCAAUGCUAUUUUUUGAAUAAUGAAAAUCAACUUGCUGGAAAUGACCUAGUUCCUUAUAAUUUAUUUUGGAAGUUCUAUUGGAGAAAGUAGUGUUCAAUUUUUAGAAAAUCGUGACACUGGGGUUUAUUGUGGUGUUUUUUAAUGGCUUUUCCUAUGGAUGUAGACAAUAAUAUUGUGGUGCAGUGUUGAAUUUAUUGCUAAUAUGAAUUCCAGUGUGUAUGUUUUGCCAAUGUUUGAGGUGGAGGUGUGAAUGAUUAUAGACAACUAAAUCCAGAAACAUAAUUUUGGAAAACCUUGUGGAAUACUGUAUCUUCAUCUCUGUGUAGUCCUCAGUGAUUUUAAUAUAUUAAGUGUUGGAUUUAGAGUACAUUAACUGUAUAGAAAUGUUACAAAGAUUCUUUUGGUAAAAUAAUUUAGUGAAUUAGAUGUAAAUUAAAAUGACUCGACUACUGUAUUGUUUGAGGAGUCCAUUACUGUAUGUGAUAAGGUUGUUUAUAAACUACCCUAGAUAUCACCUCCACCUCCAUGGCUGUUGUUCCUGAGGAGUUAUGAUAUACUGCGUUGGUGGACCUUGUAGCUAGUAGACUAGCUCUCCUGUACCUGCUAUGUUAACAUGACAUUGCCUGACUGAUGUCAAGAAAUCUAUGAUCGCUCUUUAAUGAACGACUUAUAGUUGAGAUGUUUUACAGAAUACAUUUUUGAAUUAUUAUCAUUUAUAGAAUUUCAGGUUUCAAAGAAAAACUCCAAGAAAAUGUAAUCCGCAUUAAGAUAGAUUUCAUACAGUAUCUACCGUUCUACAGUAAGCAAUACCAAUCAAAAUUAAAGACUGCUUCUCUUGUUCUUCUUUGUAAUUAAUUAUAUUUGUUAGGGAGACUAGGAAAGGUGAAUUUUAAACAGUAACUAUAAGUGAUAAGAAAGUAUUGUCGUGUGUUAGACAGUAUUUUCAUUUCCUUGAAAUUAUGGAAAUUGCCAAAUUGGUGUAAAGUAAAGAUAGUAGGGGAAUUUGGGAAGCCUCAAAUAUAAUCAUUAGAAUUGCUCUUUAUAGUACACCAAUAUCUCGAUUACUACAUAAUUAGUGGACAAAAAUAUUUUUUUUAGUGUCAGAUUUGUGUGAAUUUCAAGAGAAACGUGUACAGUAGAGAUAAAAAGAAGACAUUUAGAUAAAAUUUGCCUGCCUCUAGGCAGAUGAGUAGAUACACAUACAAAUAAGAAUUUGAAAGAAAAUUGGAGUAAAAAACAUAGCAGGGAACAGUUCUGCAUAGCCGAGAUUAAAGGUCCUUGAGUUACUGUAUAGUGUGAUGGUUAACCUCUGGGUAAUUAAGAUAUUGAUGUAUUGUAAAAGAUGAGGAUUUAUUGCUUUCUUCUUAAUGAUCAUGUACCCUUUAUUGUUAUGUAUAGAUUAUUUCUGUGGUUUAAAUUGAUUCUCAGUUCAUUAAUUAAUGCUCAUUGCAUUAUGUACUUUGGCUGACCAACACCAAUAAGUACAGUACUUAAUAGUUAUAGUGAAUAUCGUGCAGCAUAUAAAGUUCAAGGUCUUAUUUAGCAUAAAUUUUCUUUCCUGGAUUCUUCUCUUUCUAACAAUUUUGAGGAGAUAAAAUCUCGUACUUCCUUCACCGCAGAACCUCCCCCAUUAAUGAGGAAAACAUUAGUUAUAAUAAAUCAUCAUCCCUGAAUGUAUUGUACAUUUUGUAGUAGGUUUUAAGCCUGUACCUAUUGUAUGAAGGGAAUCUUGUCUUUGAGGGUCAUACAUUCACAAAUGUUCUAUUUUUUCACAAAUCACUCAUUAUUGUCAAAUAUAUUUCCAUGUAAA
Homarus americanus (American lobster) is the source of this 4571-nucleotide messenger RNA. RefSeq names its product protein N-terminal asparagine amidohydrolase-like. Gene Ontology annotation, biological process: ubiquitin-dependent protein catabolic process. The transcript has 7 exons. Gene Ontology annotation, molecular function: protein-N-terminal asparagine amidohydrolase activity. The record is from RefSeq and is a predicted model, not a curated record. NCBI's taxonomy places the organism in Eukaryota, Metazoa, Arthropoda, Malacostraca, Decapoda, Nephropidae. Gene Ontology annotation, cellular component: nucleus. Bases 1 to 1161 code for a protein of 386 amino acids.